AUGGCCUCGUGGAAUCAGUCAAACGGUGCGCGCUCACACUCGUACCCUCUCGCCCAACCCGACCCCACGUCGAUCAACGCCGGCAGCCUCGGGGGUCCCCAGCCUCGGUUUGGCUCCUCCACUUCGUCGCCGCAGAGAGCGCUGUCUCAACGAGAUCAUACCUAUGGCAAUAUGUCUUCUUGGGGCCAUCGUCCACCCUCAAACGUCCCUUUAAAUGCGAACGGUGCACCGGCUUUUGCGUCUCAGCCUUGGAACCCUAGUCUGCUGCUGAACCCCCGCGGUUUCCAUCAACCCCAACAGAACAGCGAGAGCCCUUCUUCGACCGUUUCUGCUGCUCCUCAGCUCUCGUUUCAGUUUGACACUCCAGAUAGCACCCAGCAGACGCCCCAUUAUUCGCACUCCGACCCCACAUACCACAACGAGAAUAAGACGAGCAGACAAAGCGGCUUCGCACAAUAUGCGAAUGGGAACGAACAAGUUGGGGGUAUGGGUCAUAUGCUUGAGCGUAUGCAUAAUGUCACGGACCGGAGUAUGUUGCCACCGCAAAAGCGCAGGAAGCUCGACGAUGAACAGGAUGAACAGCGGAGGAAGCCUGGGUUUGGUGGUGGUGGCAAGGGCGGAGUGCUGGGGGGGUAUGUGAGGGAUAAGAGGGAUGAAGGUCAACGGGAAGCGAACGCAAAAGCAACUGUGGUGGAUAUCUCGGCGAUUGAUGAUGAGGUGGAGAUCGCUAACGAUCCAGGAGACCAAGAGGUCUGCUUUGGCCGAAUAGAAGGUGCUGAGAUCAGUGCAUUCAAAGUGCCAACGCCACGGCCCGGUGCUGUCGCUGUCUCGAGUGGGUUUUGGCCCCAAGUUAAAAUACAUCUACGCCGGCGGGUGGGAGAAAGAUCAAAUAUCAUACAUGCGGUCGAUAGCACUAGAGAAAUCAUUGGUUGUGUCGACGUCAAUACCGCUAUUGGAUUGGUACCGCUACUUGACUCGAAGUUCGGCAUCCGAACGGUGUCUCGAAUCCUCACCCGAGCACGGAAAGAAGGUGACCCAUCUCCUGGUGCUCAGGUCUCCUGCCGGUACGGCCUUGACUUGAACUUAUAUGGCCCAAAGAAGUAUGCUAUGCAGAUUGGUCGUCACCUAUCUCAUAAACAACUGUGGCUACGUACCCCACUCUUUGUGGAGGCGGGGAUUAGCCUCUACAAUCCACAUACGGUUGAGAGGCCUCAGCAGCUAAUUUCAAGGCCUACUACAGCUUAUGGCGGCCGGCCGCAAGGCCCUGUACGAACGACUGAGGAGAUUCGGAGCGAUGUUCUAGGCAUGUUUGAUUCCCUGGAGAGAUCUGAGAACCUUCCAGACCUAGAACCUGAUUCUCGGAUAACCACCGACCUUUUGCGGCACCAGAAGCAAGGCCUCUACUUCAUGACGAACAAGGAGAAAGAGCGCAUCUUUUCUGCUGAUGAGAAAGGCAAUAGCUCGCUAUGGAGGCUCCACACCAGCAGUGUUGGCCAGAGAUCUUACUACAAUGUAAUUACUGGCCAGACAGUUCAGAACAGCCCUCCUCAAGUCCUUGGGGGUAUUCUGGCCGACAUGAUGGGACUUGGGAAAACACUGAGUAUCCUGUCAUUAAUCGUUCAUACAUUGGAUGCCGAGGCACAGCAGUGGGCCGAAAUGAAGCCUUGUGAGCAACGAGAUGACAGGGACCUUUGUCCGAUGAGAAAGGGAAAGACCGCUCUACCUCAAAUCGAACAGACUCCUCUGGUGCGUAAUUGCAAAGCCACAUUGUUAGUCUCACCCCUCAGCACCAUCGCAAAUUGGGAGGAACAGAUCAAGCAGCAUGUUAAACCUGGCACUUUGAAAUACUACAUUUAUCAUGGCGCAGGCCGCACCAAAGAUAUCAACAAACUCGCUGAUUAUGACCUGGUCAUCACAACAUAUGGGUCCGUUGCAAGCGAAUUCAACCAUCGAAGCAAGAAGAAGGGCGGUAACUAUCCUCUUGAGGAGAUGAACUGGUUUCGAAUUGUGCUCGAUGAGGCGCAUAUGAUUCGAGAACAGUCGACACAACAAUCAAAGGCUAUCUGCCGGCUGCAGGCAUCGCGCAGAUGGGCAGUAACUGGGACUCCUGUUCAGAAUCGUCUCGAGGACUUAGGUGCCCUUAUGACAUUCCUUCGUGUGAAACCGUUCGAUGAGAAGGGAGGGUUUGCGCAGUAUAUUAUGGCUCCAUUUAAGCUGUGUGAUCCAGAGAUCCUACCAAAACUACGGCUAUUGGUUGACAGUAUCACACUUCGACGUCUCAAGGACAGGAUUGAUCUCCCCCCUCGCCGUGAUCACCAGGUAAAACUCGACUUCAGCGCCGAGGAACGUGCAAUAUAUGAUAUUUUCGCCAAGAAUGCUCAUGACAGGGUUAAGGUUAUCGUUGGCCAGCGAGAGAAUCGCUUAGGCGGAAAAGCAUAUGUACACAUCCUGCAAUCGAUUCUUCGCCUUCGCCUCAUCUGUGCCCAUGGCAAGGACCUUCUGUCUGAGGGUGAUCUCCAAGUGAUGCAUGGUCUAAGCAAGGAUUCUGCUAUUGAAUUGGAUAGCGAUGACGAGGAUGACCGACCCGCACUAUCCCCAAAAGAAGCAUACGAUAUGUACAGCUUGAUGAUGGAGACAAAUGCAGAUGCCUGUCUUAGUUGUGAUCGGAAAAUCGGUACUAUGGAAGUCGUCGACUCCGAAGGAGAGCCCAAGGAUGAAAUCAUCGGACAUAUGACGCCUUGCUUCCACAUUAUCUGUCCUGGAUGUAUUGACAGAUACAAUGCACAGCUAAAAGAGUUAGCACAAGGCCAGGCAACGGCGGAAUGUCCAAUAUGCAAGCAGCAUAUCAGGCUUUCCUACUUCCCCUUACGACAAGGUGGAGUUGAAGAUGCAGGCCCCAAAACGAAAGGCGAUAGCAGCGGGAAACAUGGUAAAGAAAUUAAAGGGUACAGCGGACAGCAUACCAAAACCAAAGCCCUUAUCCAGGAUCUCCUUUUUUCCAAGCAGGAGUCGGAAUUAGCACCGUCCGAAGCCCCAAUCAAAAGUGUUGUUUUCUCCGGUUGGACAGCCCAUCUAGACCUUAUUCAACUUGCUUUUCAAGAGAACGGUAUCAAUUAUACCCGCCUAGAUGGGAAAAUGACGCGCGUUGCCCGUGGUGCCGCCAUGGACGCCUUCCGCGACGACCCAAGUAUUCACGUCAUUCUUGUCUCCAUCACAGCCGGUGGUCUCGGGCUCAAUCUUACUGCCGCAAACAAAGUAUAUGUCAUGGAACCACAGUAUAAUCCCGCAGCCGAGGCGCAGGCGGUUGAUCGUGUACACAGAUUGGGACAGAAGCGAGAGGUAGAGACAGUCAGGUAUAUCAUGAACGAUAGCUUUGAAGAAAAGAUGCUAGAGUUGCAAGAGAAAAAGAAAAAAUUGGCGAGCUUGAGUAUGGAUGCUGAGCAUAGGGGGCGCAUGGAUAAGAGUGAGGCCGCGAGGAAGCGGUUGGAGGAUUUGAGGAGCCUUUUCAGAUAG
Messenger RNA from Venustampulla echinocandica, 3513 nucleotides. Its product is annotated as p-loop containing nucleoside triphosphate hydrolase. The transcript has a single exon. NCBI's taxonomy places the organism in Eukaryota, Fungi, Ascomycota, Leotiomycetes, Helotiales, Pleuroascaceae. The record is from RefSeq and is a predicted model, not a curated record. Bases 1 to 3513 code for a protein of 1170 amino acids. Gene Ontology annotation, molecular function: ATP-dependent chromatin remodeler activity; ATP binding.